This is a messenger RNA of Xyrauchen texanus (razorback sucker), 5138 nucleotides long. RefSeq names its product G protein-coupled receptor 180 (gene gpr180). Gene Ontology annotation, biological process: response to pheromone; G protein-coupled receptor signaling pathway. NCBI's taxonomy places the organism in Eukaryota, Metazoa, Chordata, Actinopteri, Cypriniformes, Catostomidae. The record is from RefSeq and is a predicted model, not a curated record.
UGUGCACUGAACUGACAUAGUGUGAUUUGAUUGGUUACAGCAGAAGUCAAUCAUGUAGUGGGAGGAAGGGGACUGUGUUGCCCUCAUUCAUUGCAGUGACCAAAGAGAAUCAAGAGGUUUUAUUGAAAUUAAAUAAUGUUUCCUUAUUUAAUAAUCAUCGUUGUUCUUUUAUACAGUCCUGUAACUGGAAAAACGGUUUCUGGAGUUUUCCGGAGCGACGCAGCGAGAGAAAAUAACGGACAAUAUAUCACCAGAUUUCUCUAUCAUGGUGAGAAUGGUCUGCUGCUGUAUCGAGUGGAUGAUGUUCUCACAGCAGUACAGAAGGAGGGCAGACUGCUGUUGUUUCAGGGGAUGCAGGAGUUUGACAAUCUCAGCUGUCUGGAGAGAGUCUCAGCGGCUCAAAUCUCCAUUCAUCUGAGUAAAGAAGAGAGUAACCAGUCCAUACCGCAGCAGUCGACGCCGCAGCUGUGGCACGUGAUGUACGCAGACCGCUACACCUGUCAGGACGGGCAGAUUGACGGUGUGUUGGAAGACGUCCGCUUCCAGAUCACCCUGCUCAACCCCGACGCCGCGGGAAACCCACUGGAUCACUUCAGCGCGGAGGAGGCUGGUCUGCACAGCUUCUACUUCCUGUUGAUCUUGGCGUAUUUCAUAGCGUCGUGUAUCUACGUGCAGCCACUGUGGCAGGCGUUGAGAAAAGGCGGGCCGAUGCUCACGGUGCUGAAGGUUUUAUCCACUGCGCUCCUGCUGCAGGGAGCGUCCAUGCUGUUCAACUACAUACACAUGGCGCGGUACGCUAGAGAUGGUGUCGGGACUCCUCUGAUGGGCAGUCUCGCCGAGUUGUGUGAUCUGAUCGCUCAGGUGCAGAUGUUGUACAUGUUGUUGAGUUUGUGUGUGGGCUGGUCUCUGAGUCGCAGCAGGAAGUCUCAGUGUAAACCGCUGCAGUGGGACUCCACACCUGGAUCUACUGCGCUGGCAGUGGGCGGGGUCGUUGCACAGGGGGCGCUGCUGAUCUGGGAGCAGUUUGAGGACGUGGAGCAUCACAGUUUUCACGCUCAUGGCAGUGUGGCGGGGUGGCUGCUGAUGGCACUGCGUGUCGCUCUCGCUCUGUUUCUGGCGUCAGUGCUGUAUCAGAUCAUCGCAGCAGAACGGAGGCUCAAAAGAGACUUCUAUCUCACCUUAGCCAAGGGCUGUUUCCUGUGGUUCCUCUGUCAUCCGGUUCUCGUCCUGUUCUCUGUUUUACUCAACGAGCAUCAGCGAGAGAAGGUUAUUACCAUCGGAGUGAUUCUGUGUCAGUCCAUCUCAGUGGUGGUGUUGUAUCGUCUCUUCCUGUCGCGCAGUCUGUACUGGGAGGUGUCAUCGCUGUCGUCCGUCACUCUCCCUCUCACCAUGAGCAGAACGGCACGAGGACGAUACUGAGCGUUACACGGGAAACACUAAUGUGCUGAAGCAGCUGAACAAACAAGGGACCAGCAGCCCCAGAUACACUGAGAGAACGAGCAGACAGAGACAGUUCAACAUCUCACACACACACACACACACACACACACAAACACGCACGCACAUGCGCACACACACACAUCCACUCUCUCGCACACACACACGCACACAUUCUCGCACACACUCACACACACUCUCACACACUCUCACACACUCUCACACACUCUCACACACUCACGCACACACAUGCAAACACUCUCACUCUCGCACACACUCACGCACGCACUCUCACACACACACACACUCUCACACACUCUCACACACUCACGCACACACAUGCAAACACUCACUCUCGCACACACUCACGCACACACACACGCAUGCACUCUCACACACACACACACGCACACUCUCGCACACAGACACGCACACAUUCUUGCACAUUCUCACACACACUCUCACACACUCACGCACACACAUGCAAACACUCACUCUCGCACACACUCACGCACACACACACGCACGCACUCUCACACACGCACGCACUCUCGCACACACGCACACUCUCGCACACAGACACGCACACAUUCUUGCACAUUCUCACACACACUCUCACACACACUCUCGCACACACACACACACACACACACACACACACACAAUCUCACACACUCACACACACACACUCACACACACACUCACACACUCUCACAGACACUGACACACACACUCUCACACACACACAUACACUCUCACAGACACUGACACACACACUCUCACACACACACUCACACACACACACACAGACACACACUCGAGAGAGAGAGAGAGAGAGAGUCACUGUCUGCUGUCACUCAUUGAAACAGCUGCACAUCUGGUCUGCAUUGAGUUUCAGAGGAAGUGCACAGAGAGCUUUAUUCAUCAGAGAUGAUGUAACAUACAUUUCAUACCUUCAGUUCCAUUGUUCAAAUGAACGACUCACUUGACCUGAGGAACACACCUGAAGUGAUGAUGUCAUGUGUGUGACUGGCAUGAUGAUGUCGUGUGUGACUGACAUGAUGAUGUCAUGUGUGUGUGACUGAGGUGAUGAUGUCGUGUGUGUGACUGAGGUGAUGAUGUCGUGUGUGACUGGCGCGAUGAUGUCGUGUGUGUGACUGAGGUGAUGAUGUCGUGUGUGUGACUGAGGUGAUGAUGUCGUGUGUGUGACUGAGGUGAUGAUGUCAUGUGUGUGUGACUGAGGUGAUGAUGUCAUGUGUGUGUGACUGAGGUGAUGAUGUCGUGUGUGUGUGACUGAGGUGAUGAUGUCGUGUGUGUGUGACUGAGGUGAUGAUGUCGUGUGUGUGUGACUGAGGUGAUGAUGUCAUGUGUGUGUGACUGACGUGAUGAUGUCAUGUGUGUGACUGACGUGAUGAUGUCAUGUGUGUGACUGAGGUGAUGAUGUCAUGUGUGUGUGACUGGCAUGAUGAUGUCAUGUGUGUGUGACUAAGGUGAUGAUGUCAUGUGUGUGACUGAGGUGAUGAUGUCGUGUGUGACUGGCAUGAUGAUGUCAUGUGUGUGACUGAGGUGAUGAUGUCGUGUGUGUGACUGAGGUGAUGAUGUCGUGUGUGUGACUGAGGUGAUGAUGUCAUGUGUGUGUGACUGAGGUGAUGAUGUCAUGUGUGUGUGACUGAGGUGAUGAUGUCAUGUGUGUGUGACUGAGGUGAUGAUGUCGUGUGUGUGUGACUGAGGUGAUGAUGUCGUGUGUGUGUGACUGAGGUGAUGAUGUCGUGUGUGUGUGACUGACGUGAUGAUGUCGUGUGUGUGUGACUGAGGUGAUGAUGUCAUGUGUGUUUGACUGGCAUGAUGAUGUCAUGUGUGUGUGACUAAGGUGAUGAUGUCAUGUGUGUGACUGAGGUGAUGAUGUCAUGUGUGUGACUGGCAUGAUGAUGUCAUGUGUGUGACUGAGGUGAUGAUGUCGUGUGUGUGACUGAGGUGAUGAUGUCGUGUGUGUGACUGAGGUGAUGAUGUCAUGUGUGUGACUGAGGUGAUGAUGUCAUGUGUGUGACUGGCAUGAUGAUGUCAUGUGUGUGUGACUAAGGUGAUGAUGUCAUGUGUGUGACUGGCAUGAUGAUGUCAUGUGUGUGACUGAGGUGAUGAUGUCAUGUGUGUGUGACUGAGGUGAUGAUGUCGUGUGUGUGACUGAGGUGAUGAUGUCGUGUGUGUGACUGAGGUGAUGAUGUCAUGUGUGUGACUGAGGUGAUGAUGUCAUGUGUGUGACUGAGGUGAUGAUGUCAUGUGUGUGACUGGCGUGAUGAUGUCAUGUGUGUGUGACUGAGGUGAUGAUGUCAUGUGUGUGACUGAGGUGAUGAUGUCAUGUGUGUGACUGAGGUGAUGAUGUCAUGUGUGUGACUGGCGUGAUGAUGUCAUGUGUGUGUGACUGAGGUGAUGAUGUCAUGUGUGUGACUGAGGUGAUGAUGUCAUGUGUGUGACUGAGGUGAUGAUGUCAUGUGUGUGUGACUGAGGUGAUGAUGUCAUGUGUGUGUGACUGAGGUGAUGAUGUCAUGUGUGUGUGACUGAGGUGAUGAUGUCGUGUGUGUGACUGAGGUGAUGAUGUCGUGUGUGUGACUGAGGUGAUGAUGUCAUGUGUGUGUGACUGAGGUGAUGAUGUCAUGUGUGUGUGACUGAGGUGAUGAUGUCAUGUGUGUGUGACUGAGGUGAUGAUGUCAUGUGUGUGUGACUGAGGUGAUGAUGUCGUGUGUGUGUGACUGAGGUGAUGAUGUCGUGUGUGUGUGACUGAGGUGAUGAUGUCGUGUGUGUGUGACUGACGUGAUGAUGUCGUGUGUGUGUGACUGAGGUGAUGAUGUCAUGUGUGUUUGACUGGCAUGAUGAUGUCAUGUGUGUGUGACUAAGGUGAUGAUGUCAUGUGUGUGACUGAGGUGAUGAUGUCAUGUGUGUGACUGGCAUGAUGAUGUCAUGUGUGUGACUGAGGUGAUGAUGUCGUGUGUGUGACUGAGGUGAUGAUGUCGUGUGUGUGACUGAGGUGAUGAUGUCAUGUGUGUGACUGAGGUGAUGAUGUCAUGUGUGUGACUGGCAUGAUGAUGUCAUGUGUGUGUGACUAAGGUGAUGAUGUCAUGUGUGUGACUGGCAUGAUGAUGUCAUGUGUGUGACUGAGGUGAUGAUGUCAUGUGUGUGUGACUGAGGUGAUGAUGUCGUGUGUGUGACUGAGGUGAUGAUGUCGUGUGUGUGACUGAGGUGAUGAUGUCAUGUGUGUGACUGAGGUGAUGAUGUCAUGUGUGUGACUGAGGUGAUGAUGUCAUGUGUGUGACUGGCGUGAUGAUGUCAUGUGUGUGUGACUGAGGUGAUGAUGUCAUGUGUGUGACUGAGGUGAUGAUGUCAUGUGUGUGACUGAGGUGAUGAUGUCAUGUGUGUGACUGGCGUGAUGAUGUCAUGUGUGUGUGACUGAGGUGAUGAUGUCAUGUGUGUGACUGAGGUGAUGAUGUCAUGUGUGUGACUGAGGUGAUGAUGUCAUGUGUGUGACUGAGGUGAUGAUGUCAUGUGUGUGACUGGCGUGAUGAUGUCAUGUGUGUGUGACUGAGGUGAUGAUGUCAUGUGUGUGUGACUGAGGUGAUGAUGUCAUGUGUGUGACUGAGGUGAUGAUGUCAUGUGUGUGACUGGCGUGAUGAUGUCAUGUGUGUGUGACUGAGGUGAUGAUGUCAUGU